UACUCAAUACGCAUAUGUAGUUUUGCACACAUCUAACUUUUCAAUUAUAAUUUUUCAUAAAAUAAAAUAUCAAAACUGAAAUCAAACUAUUAAAACUAGUUUAUAUAUUUAUAAAUAAUAGCAUUCGGUUCUGAUUUUGAGUUAGUUUAAGAAAAUUCCAAAUAUAUUGAAGACAGUUUUUAUAAUUACUACAGUAUAUCGAGCCUGGCAACCCUGCGUUGUGAGAAAGUAAUCAGCUGAGUCGUUUCUAUGCGGAAAACCCCAAGUCGUUGGAAAUUCUACCGUAAGCAGGCGGUAGAAGCGUUGUUGGGUAAUUAUUUACAUUGCGCUCUCAUAAGAUUCAUUUGUGUAUAUGCAUUUGAAGACAGUGGUUCAGAAACUGAAAUUAUUAUAAUUUAAAUCUGCCGAAAUGUUAUCAGCGGGGGAAAGCAGUGCCCAAAAUUUAAAAAGAAAAAUGAAUCCGUUUAAUGUGGAAUGGGCAGAAAAGUAUUUAUGUCAGGAAAGCUCUGGUAGCAUACAAUGUCUGCUAUGUAAAAAACAUGUUCCGAUGAAAAAAUACAAUAUUCAAAGGCAUUAUGAAGCGCAACACGAUGAAUAUGAUAGGUAUACAGGUGAAUCCCGUACCAAUUUUUUUAUGAACUUAAAGUCGUUAGGCAACAUUAAAGCACAGGAGUGUUCUGUUGAUAGUAAUGGUGCAAUCUAUGUUAGCUAUGCGAUUGCACUUAAAAUGGUGUUAGGUAACCAUCCAUUUUCCUAUGGAGAUUUCAUUAAAGAAUGCAUUUUGGAAGCAGCUGGAACUUUAACUAAAGAACAUCUUCCAAAGUAUCAAAAAAUCUGCUUAUCGCGCCGAACAAUUGCACAAAGAGUACAGGAUAUGGCAAGUGAUAGUGAACGGCAGUUAAAGAACCGAAUUUCCACCUUUACUUCUGUAUCUUUGGCUCUAGACGAGAGUACGGAUGUAAACGAUAUUGCACAGUUGGCUGUGUUCAUUCGGGGCACAGAUAUUGAUUUCAAUAUCACAGAAGAGUUGCUGGACAUAAUACCUAUGAAAGGAACUACAACAGGAGAAGACAUUUUUAAUGCCGUUAUGAAUUGCGCUGUUGAUAAGGGUUUAGACUGGAGCAAAGUGCAUAGUGUGGCGACAGAUGGUGCUAAAUCAAUGACGGAUCACAAAAGCGGGUUUAUAGGCAGGCUUAGAAGCAAAUUUAGUCUAGAAAAGUAUAACGACUUCAUUGCGGUACAUUGCUUGGUACAUCAGCAAGCCCUAUGUGCUAAGUCGUUAGCUUUUGCACAUGUAAUGGACGUUUUCGUUAAAUGUGUCAAUUUAGUGAGAUCUCAUGACCUCAAUCAUCGUCAGUUUAAAGAAUUUCUUGAAAGUAUGGAGUGUGAUUAUGGGGACAUACCAUAUUACACAGAAACACGAUGGUUAAGUCGUGGGAAAACACUUUCAAGAUUUUACGAUUUGAGGUUAUCAAUUUCGAACUUUCUGGUAAUGUUUUGUGUACAUCGUAAACGGAUAUAUAUAAUAUAA
Molecule: messenger RNA, 1531 nt
Organism: Bactrocera dorsalis (oriental fruit fly)
Lineage: Eukaryota; Metazoa; Arthropoda; Insecta; Diptera; Tephritidae
Product: general transcription factor II-I repeat domain-containing protein 2-like
Exons: 2
Coding region: 410-1531 (373 amino acids)
Source: RefSeq, a predicted model, not a curated record